UUAAGAAAAUAAAAACCAUAUGAGAUGAGACGCCUUUUAUACGGAGGACCUACUUCUUGAUGUACGUUUUCCUUUUACCAUAUAUAUAAAGGGUACGAUAAAACUUAUGAGGUGUUUAGGUUCGAGCUUGACUCGCAACGAAUCGGGUUCUUAGACUUUGUCCGGCUAUCUACUAGUUUGUCUCAUUCCGUUUAGGUUUCUUUGUUUAGUUUCGUUUUCGCAUUCCGCUACUUGUUUACUUUGUAACGUUUGUUUCAAAUUCGAAAACUGGUAUAAUAAUUUAACAUUUUACCAAAAAAAGAAAAAAAAACUUAUGAGGUGUUUAGGCUAAUUAAUCACGGGUAGGCAGAGGUAAUAAGCAGCUGGAGAAGCCAUCCACAACAGAAUAAUUGGGUAACAAAAGACGACGUAAUAAUUUGUGUAAUUGUCCGAUUUUGUAUGUCAAAAAAAAAAACAUAAUAUGUAGCGUCUACCGAGUGUGCAAAAAGAUAGAAUGAAAACCAUCAUUUUUAAUAUAAAAACGAAAAUAUCAUUCAACCAUUAGGAUAUAGAUUGGUUUGGAUUGAUUUACCAAUUUUGACACCCCUAUGGGUUAACCCUUAUAAUAUGUUUCUUGUCUCAUUUUGACACCUCUAUGUAUAUAGCUAAAAUGAGACAAAUGCCAUGAAUUGUCUGUCCGAUUAGUGGGUUGUAUUGUUAUUAAGACCAUGUCCAACGGUGGAUUUCACCCGGUCCAUAAGAAAAAUCCUUAAGCAUAAUUGUAAUUAAAUACUAUUAUUAGUGUUAAAUCGACGAAGGAUUGGUCCGUCGCAGCGGACUUAAGGAUUCAAUCCUUAGCCACGUGUCACGUGGUGAGUGGGUGGAAUUUGUCUUUGGUUUGUGUAGGGUCGAAAAAAAAAACAUUCUCGAGCCAAACCGAAAAAAAAAACUCCUCCUCGACAUAAGGCGAUUUCGAGACGAUUCUGCUCGAUCUCUCUUCCUCGGCUCGGGUAAGGUAAAUCAAAGCUUUAACUCGUAGAUUUAUGGAUUAUAGAUCACUCUCCAUCUUGUUUGUUCUCUAUUAAGGGUUUGGUUCUCGGAUUCCGACAGAUUUGAGAAAAUUUUCAAAUUAGGGUUUCAAAAAUAUUUGGGGCAAAAUCGAUUUAGGGAUUCUUUGGGGGUUUAGAUAGGGUUUCCAAACGUUUAUGGUUUGUAUCGGUCUCGGAUCUCCUCUCUGUGUGUUAUACGGAUUGAAACCGUAUCGGGUUUGUUUCUUAAUCGAUUGUCGUUUCUUAAUUAGCUGUUUUCUUCUUAAAAUUUGUUUCUUGUCGUUGGUUUGCUACCUUCUCCUUCAUGUGCUUUUGAUUAUUUAACAUUGUUUGUUGUUGUUCUUUAACAUACGUAAUUGAUUAACGUUGUUCUUACUCGUUAUUUGCUGUUGAUUUAAUUGGUCCUUAACUAAGUGUUUACUUGUUUUGGUUGCAGAUAAACGAUCAUGGGACGAUACAGUUACAGCCAGCCUUCUUCAUCCUCACACUCUCCAGACUUAACCUCCCUCCUUGAAGCCGAAUGUGAGAUGUACGCGGCUGAAGCUGAGAUUACUCGGUGGAAUGCAGAAGCCAGUGACUGGGAACCAUCAGCAGAGGGUGAUGAUGGCAUCCCAAGGACAUGCUACUGUGGUUCAGAGCCAGUUCACGGAUACUCCCAAACGCCAAAAGAUCCAUACCGACGUUACAUAACGUGCCCCAAUGCCGAUGAUAGAGACUGCCACGUCUGGAAAUGGUGGGACGUGGCGGUGGAGGAGGAGCUGAGAGAGUUUCAGAGGGAGCUUAAUGCGGUUAAGGGUGAAGCGAAUCAACGUGAGCAGAAGUUACUCCGUCUUGAGAAGCAAGUUUCCGAGUUCACAAAGAAGAAAUCAGGAGCUAAGCUAAUGGUCUUCAGCUUAGUGUUAGGGUUGGUGUUGCUUAUUGUGCUAGGAAUACUUGGAAAGGAUUCAAAGGAUUGGGGCGUACGUGCUUUGUUUCUUUAACGAGGUAAUUAUUUUAUUAGUAGUUGUAGUAAUUUAGUUUCGAAACCGGAAGGAAAAUUAAAUGUUUGUUAGGUUUUGAUUUGCUUGGAUAGAAAGUAGUUGUAGUUACUUAGAUUCGAAACCGGAAGGAAAGAAAGUGGUUGUAGUAAUUUAGGUUUGAUUUGAUGUGCUUUUAAUUAGUCGAGUAGUUAAUGAACUCAUUUGCUUUCCACCUUCUCAACUGCUCUGAUCUGAUUGCUAUUAAUCGAGUAGAAGGCUUACUUAAGCCCUCUGUGUCACUAGUAGAGUGUCACAGAGAAACAAUUAAAACAAUGGCUAAUGGAAAAUUUUUUAGUAAUCUUCUCUUUAGUCAAAUUCCAGUUGACCUUGAUUCACCAGAACCUUUUUGGUUCGGUAGUCAAGGUCCUGAUGACUCUCCUUUCAUGAGUGCUCCCGACGUUCCUGCUAAGUCUCCUGUGAGCUCUUCUCCGGACGUUCGGGCAAAGUCUGGUGUGAAUCCAAAUGCCUCAGGUCCUGAGAGGAGAAAAUGGACUCCCAGAGAGGAUAAAAUCCUUAUUGGUGCUUGGCUUAACACCAGUAAGGACCCUGUGAUGAGCAACGAGCAGAAGUCCACUUCUUUCUGGAAGCGUAUAGUAGAGUACUACAACGCAAGUCCUCUCCUCGCUGGGACAGUACCGAGAGAGACCACCCCUUGCAAGCAGAGGUGGUCUAGGAUUAACGGCGAUGUAUCCAAGUUCUGUGGCUCCUACGAUGCGGCUCUGAGGGAGCAAAGAAGUGGGCAAAACGAUGAUGAUGUGAUGAAAACCGCCUUGGACAUUUUCUUCAACACGGUCGGCUACAAGUUCGCCAUGGAUCACUGCUGGAGGGAGCUGAGAUACGACCAGAAAUGGUGCUCCCACUAUCCUGCUAAGGAUGCUGGAAAGGAGAAGCGCAAACAAGCUGUGGAGGUGGAUACAGAAGUGGCCCAAGGUGUCGAUCCAGAAGUUAGACCUCCCGGGGUUAAAGCGGCCAAAGCUAGUACCAAGAAGAAGAAGAGUGGCAGGGAGGAGGAGUUGUCGAGGCUACAUGGGGUUUUAGAAAUUAAAGAGAAACUGUCUAAACAAAAGCUUCUUGAUCGUUUACUAGCUAAGAAAGAACCUCUCUCAGAUAUGGAAAACAGUCUCAUGCUCAAACUAAUGUCCGAAAUGAUAUGAUCUAUUUUCAAUCUUGCUUUUGAGGUAGAACUGUUUGUGUACUGAUUGUUUUUUAAUGGUUAUGACACGGUACUAACUCUUGUCACUCUGUUUUGACAGGUUCGCAUGUGGGAAGGAGUCACGGGUCUUUAUCUGAUGGAGUAGGAAUCACGGGUGAUGGAGUAGGAUUCACGGGUGAUGGAGGAGGAAUCACGGGUGUAGUUGUAUGAGUCACGGGUCACUCUCUCUAGCAUAUGUAUUAUAAGUAGUAGUUGUAGUCUUUGUAGUGUAGUAUAAACUCUGUUUUUUUAGUAAUAUGACUAGUAUUUUAAAUAACAGCUCAAAAUUAAAGUUUUAUAAUAUUGUUAAUAUGAUAAAAAUUUGUUGAUGAAAGGUUCAAAAUUAAAGUUUUAUAAUAUUGUUAAUAUGAUAAAAAUUUGUUGAUGAAAGGUCCAAAAUUAAAGUUUUAUAAUAUUGUAAAUAUGAUGGAUUUUAUUUAAAAAAGUUCAAAAUUAAAGUUUUCUAUGAUUAGGACUUCUUAAAAUGUUAAAACUUUAAUUUAUAAUAACAUAUUAGGACUUCUUAAAAUGUCAACAUUAAUUUUGAACUUUAAUUUAUAAUAACAUAUUAGGACUUCUUAAAAUGUCAACAUCUUCAUCCGAUGGUCUAGACGAAAGAAUAGACGAACUUGUUGAUGAAAUAGUUGAAGAUUACUACAACGACAUAGUGGAGGACCAACCCGAUGAUGAGGCGAACCGUGCUUAUAUUGAACGAGACCGUGAAGGAGGAGAUGAUCAGUUAUGGAAUGACUACUUCAGUGAAGACCCGACAU
Messenger RNA from Brassica napus (rape), 4012 nucleotides. Its product is annotated as glutathione S-transferase T3-like. NCBI's taxonomy places the organism in Eukaryota, Viridiplantae, Streptophyta, Magnoliopsida, Brassicales, Brassicaceae. The transcript is spliced from 2 exons. The record is from RefSeq and is a predicted model, not a curated record. Bases 2200 to 3201 code for a protein of 333 amino acids.